Molecule: messenger RNA, 2777 nt
Organism: Mya arenaria
Lineage: Eukaryota; Metazoa; Mollusca; Bivalvia; Myida; Myidae
Exons: 5
Coding region: 1507-2478 (323 amino acids)
Molecular function (GO): oxidoreductase activity, acting on metal ions
Source: RefSeq, a predicted model, not a curated record
CUGCGAUUUGAUCUUUUGUCAGCAGUCUUAUAUUAGUGGUUUGCAGAUAAAAACGCCAGAAUUUGCUCAUUCCAAGACAAAAAAUAGAAAAGUUGUACAAACGGUAAAUCUGUGAGAGUGCAGCUUUAAAUGAAUACUAAGUCACGAACAAUUUGGACCUACCUUUUUUCCUGUUAAUCACGAUAAUUCCAGCAGUUUUAACUCCUCGUACUAUUAUGUAACAUAAUCAAAUGUCGGCAUUGCCUUCACAUACUGAUUCCACAAUUUGAUAACUUCAAUCCAUUAAAAUGAUUAAAAUCAUCGGCCAUGCUUUCAAAGGCGUAACUUUAGUAUAAAUCAAUUAACUGAAUUGAUAUUUGCCGAUGUAUGCAGUCCCGAGUAUCUUUAUGUUUUGAUUUGGGAAUUAAAUUAAAGAACAUUAUUGCGCUUUAUGCCGAGUUCAAGGCAGUACAAUUUGAUUGUUGGAUGUUUUGUUAAAAUGUUGAACGGACGUUAUAAUGAAUCAUGAAGCUUCUAUCAUUUUUGAAUAAAAAAUGUUUUGUUUUUUUUUGAAACCAAAUUUUCAAAUUAAAAGACAAUUGUAAGUGCAGUUUGAAGAUUUUUUUAUUUUUUUUUUCAAAACGGGGCCUCUCAAGUUAGAUUUCAGAACGAGUCCAUAAAUAAAUCUAUUCAAAAAGAUUUUGUCGUUUUUCACUUAAAGGGAUAUCACUGUCAACACAUUACAGUCUAUUUACAUUACAUAAACACGUAAAAGAAUUAACAAAAAUCUUUUCUCUAAAGCAUAGGAAUUUGUUAUAAUUAUGUUCUCAAUUCUACUGAACUCAAUAUUCUUUUAUCAUAUCACAGUUUACAUUUAAGUAAAUCAUGUGAAAACUCAAUAUUCUUACAUUUGAACACACUAUUGAGAGGUGAAUUAAUGGCGGGUUUACAUUAUCAUUAUAGAAAAUAAAUAUAAUAAUGUAGGUGAUUGUUGCUAGUUCAAAUAUAUACGUAAAAAAACAACAACAGGCAAUCAUUAGUCAAAUUCACUGAUUUUUAAGAUACACUAUAAUCGAUACAGUAGUGAUAAAAAACUGUUACACAUGCAUUCAUUUUAGACGAACAAAAAUCACCCUUGUUAUGACCUAUAAACGCAACAGCCACGCAAAAAGCAUUUGCAAUUAAUUAAUGGCGUGAUUAAUUGAAAUAAAGACUGUCAAGAAGGACUGUGCACGGACAAUAAAGUGACAACCAGUGAUCGGUUUAAUUGGACAUGUACGAUACAUGGACGUACUUAGUCACAUUGGUCAGUGUUUUAUAACUCGAGACGAAACAAAUAUUAAUUAAUGUGGAGUGCUUGAUAAAGGUAGUGCGUAAAAAAGGGAAAAAGUGUUAGAUAUUUGAUUCAAUAAACAUGUUUAUGAAUUAGAGGAAAGAAUCGGAGUCAUAUCAAAAUAGUUAAUUUUUGGAUAUAUGUUUAAUUAACGUUUACUUGUUUUAUUUAUAAAAAAAACUAUAUUUCCUACUAUGUAUGUCUUGAUCUUGUCAACAUUAAUGGGAUUGGCGUGCACGUGCUAUGGGUUCAGUCACGGGGCCCCGGAUUUCUCGUGCAAAGACCCUUCAACGUUUCACACGCGGAAAAUAAACGUAACCCACGAGGGGAUCAUAAUGCCCCAACCGGCAACGUCAAGCCCAUACCGCAUUCGGACGGAUAGAGCGUCGUUCCAGCCAGGGGAUAGGGUAACAGUCACGCUCUAUUCGAGCACACCGGAGCGGCCUCUGAGAGGAUUUUACAUCCAAGCGAUACAAGCGGACAUCCACAUCCGCGAUUUGAGAAGGGAAGCUUUUGGAAGAUUUGAGAACCUGACGAUGAACGAGCGUCCGUCAAUUUGCCAACAGACGUAUAGAUCAACAACAGGGGGCGCAACGCACUCCAACACUCGGGGAAGAGCCAGUGUUUCCGUAGUCUGGGUUGCCCCGGAGACAUACAACCCUGGAAAUGUGCAGUUCUUGGCCACUGGGGUGUUUAACUACGACACCUACUGGACCAACAUCCGUUCGGAUCACCUAGUUCCCACUGGCUACCAGACUGCCGCUGACACCACCAUCCAUCCGACAGCAACUGCGGCUUGGUACCGUUGGCUAAUGUAUCUACACCAACAACAGCAGCAGUCACGCAAGAAAGAAACCCCCAGAAAACUCGGAGGAACAGUCCUUGAAAUCAAAUUGGACGGAACAAAGACUCCAAAAAUAACAAAAUCAACCAAUCACAGCCAUACUACCAAAUCAACAACCAAUAAGAAGGCCGUAAAUCACAAACAUGAAUUGACCACUGAGAAAACGAAAUCAAACACUGGAAAUGAAACUAGCACCGUUGAUGUGCUGGCCGGUUUAACAUUAGAUGGUUUGGACGGGAAUAGAGACCAUGAACUGACAAUACACGAUCAUGGACAUCCAGACCACGAUCAUAGUAUCCAUCACGCGCCUGUUCAGGCAUAGAAACGUUUCUUGGUUCCUUGGAAAUGGUACGGCGAACACUAUUCAAUGAUAAACAGUUAUUUUAACGUCUGGUGAACAUUAACUUGUUCAGUGACAUACAGCGCAAUCUGUGACAUACCUUUCUUAUUAGAUGUUGUGAAUGACUUUAUACUAUGUUUGAUGUAAGAUAUGAACCAUGAAAUAUGCUAAAUUGAAACUAUAACUUUUUUCGAGCGGGGCGUAUCUUAUAUGAAAUUAUACUAUUUCAAUGCAAAUGUUGACGAUUAUAGUUGAUUUUUUCUAUUUCCCAUUAAAUUUUG